CGCGCACGCGUGGGAAAGUUGGCCUGGAACCGGCCCGACCAGUUCUGCCCGGGCGCGCGGACCGGCCGCAGGAAGUUGCUGCAAAACUUUUUUGGGGGGUGCAGCCGGUGCCCCCCGCGCGCCGGGCCCGGAUGCGUGCCGGGUAGGGUCCCCCCGGGCCGAGAGGGGUGCCCGGAGGGAAGAGCACGGAGGGGGCGCCCCGGCCCCGCUGCCCUGGGGCUAUGGCCAUGGUGACCGGCGGCUGGGGCGGCCCCGGCAGCGGCGGCGGCGGCGACACGAACGGUGUGGACAAGGCGGGCGGCUACCCGCGCGCGGCCGAGGAAGACUCGGCCUCACCCCCGGGCGCAGCCAGCGACGCUGAGCCCGGCGACGAAGAGCGGCCGGGGCUGCAGGUGGACUGCGUGGUGUGCGGGGACAAGUCGAGCGGCAAGCACUACGGCGUCUUCACCUGCGAGGGUUGCAAGAGCUUCUUCAAGCGGAGCAUCCGCCGCAACCUCAGCUACACCUGCCGGUCCAACCGUGACUGCCAGAUCGACCAGCAUCACCGGAACCAGUGCCAGUACUGCCGCCUGAAAAAGUGCUUCCGGGUGGGCAUGAGGAAGGAGGCGGUGCAGCGCGGCCGCAUCCCGCACUCGCUGCCCGGCGCUGUGGCCGCCUCCUCCGGCAGCCCCCCGGGCUCGGCGCUGGCGGCCGCGGGCGGAGACCUCUUCCCGGGGCAGCCGGUGUCGGAGCUGAUCGCGCAGCUGCUGCGCGCCGAGCCCUACCCCGCGGCAGCCGGGCGCUUCGGCGCGGGCGCGGCGGGCGCGUUCGGCGCAGGGGGCGGCGCGGCGGGCGCGGUGCUGGGCAUCGACAACGUGUGCGAGCUGGCGGCGCGGCUGCUCUUCAGCACCGUGGAGUGGGCGCGCCACGCGCCCUUCUUCCCCGAGCUGCCUGUGGCCGACCAGGUGGCGCUGCUGCGCCUCAGCUGGAGCGAGCUCUUCGUGCUGAACGCGGCGCAGGCGGCACUGCCCCUGCACACGGCGCCGCUCCUGGCCGCCGCCGGCCUGCACGCCGCGCCCAUGGCCGCCGAGCGUGCCGUGGCCUUCAUGGACCAGGUGCGCGCCUUCCAGGAGCAGGUGGACAAGCUGGGCCGCCUGCAGGUCGACUCGGCCGAGUACGGCUGCCUCAAGGCUAUCGCGCUCUUCACGCCUGAUGCCUGUGGCCUCUCCGACCCAGCGCACGUGGAAAGCCUGCAGGAGAAGGCGCAGGUGGCCCUCACAGAGUAUGUGCGGGCCCAGUACCCGUCCCAGCCCCAGCGCUUCGGGCGUCUGCUGCUGCGGCUCCCGGCCCUGCGCGCUGUCCCCGCCUCCCUCAUCUCCCAGCUGUUCUUCAUGCGCCUGGUGGGCAAGACGCCCAUCGAGACGCUGAUCCGAGACAUGCUGCUGUCAGGAAGUACCUUCAAUUGGCCCUACGGCUCUGGCCAGUGACAUUGCUGGGCCAGCCACACCAUGGCUGGGUCUGCACACCUCAAGGGACACGGAUGCUUUGGCCUCAUGCGGGGCCCCCAAGUGGAGGACCUUGGCUUCUCUCCUCAGACUCCUGUUUUUUAAAGACUGUGAAACGUUUGUCUCCUCUGUUUUUUAAAUGAUCACAAAACCAAAAAGAGAGUGCUUGUCCAGGCUCCAGCCUCGGCCUCCCCAGAACUCCUGGCCAGAAUAGAGGGCGAGGGACCGAGGGACCCAUUCCUGGGACAGCCUGACGCUCAGCACCCCAAGCAUGAACUUUUGGGGCCGGUAGGGUUGGGUUCCCUCAUGUGACGGCCUGGCGUCUGGACUAGAGGGGCCGGCAUAGUAAUGUGCCAGGCAGGUUGUCUGGACAUGUAAUCCACGUUGGACACUAUAUGAUGAAUGAAUCAAGGCCAAUAAUAAAGAUGUUUCCUACCUG
Mustela lutreola (European mink) is the source of this 1923-nucleotide messenger RNA. It is a transcript of the gene NR2F6, whose product is annotated as nuclear receptor subfamily 2 group F member 6. Lineage: Eukaryota; Metazoa; Chordata; Mammalia; Carnivora; Mustelidae. Bases 222 to 1466 code for a protein of 414 amino acids. The transcript has 4 exons. Gene Ontology annotation, molecular function: nuclear receptor activity; zinc ion binding; RNA polymerase II cis-regulatory region sequence-specific DNA binding. Gene Ontology annotation, biological process: negative regulation of transcription by RNA polymerase II; anatomical structure development; cell differentiation. The record is from RefSeq and is a predicted model, not a curated record.